Prunus persica (peach) is the source of this 1041-nucleotide messenger RNA. RefSeq names its product cyclin-L1-1. Gene Ontology annotation, cellular component: nucleus. The coding region runs from base 1 to 1041 and encodes 346 amino acids. The transcript has a single exon. The record is from RefSeq and is a predicted model, not a curated record. NCBI's taxonomy places the organism in Eukaryota, Viridiplantae, Streptophyta, Magnoliopsida, Rosales, Rosaceae. Gene Ontology annotation, molecular function: cyclin-dependent protein serine/threonine kinase regulator activity. Gene Ontology annotation, biological process: regulation of transcription by RNA polymerase II.
AUGAUAUACAGGGCGAUUUUAGACACCUUCUAUCUGACCGAUGAGCAAUUGCACAACUCGCCGUCGAGAAAGGACGGUAUAGAUGAGGCCACGGAGACCAUGCUCAGAAUCUAUGGCUGUGAGUUAAUCCAAGGAAGCGGAAUUUUGCUCAAAUUACCUCAAGCAGUUAUGGCCACUGGUCAGGUUCUGUUUCACCGAUUCUAUUGUAAGAAGUCGUUUGCAGGCUUCAACGUCAAGAAAGUUGCUGCUAGCUGUUUGUGGCUUGCAUCAAAACUGGAGGAGGAAUGCCCUAAAAAAGCCAGGCAGGUUAUCAUUGUUUUCCACAGGGUGGAAUGUAGAAGGGAGAACAAGCUAGCAAUUGAGCCUUUGGACUUGAAUUCAAAGAAAUAUUCGGACAUGAAGACGGAGUUGAGUAGAGCAGAAAGACAUAUUUUAAAGGAGAUGGGUUUCGUUUGUCAUGUUGAGCAUCCUCAUAAGUUUAUAUCAAAUUAUCUUGCCACUCUGGAGACAUCCACACCGCGGGAAUUAACACAAGAAGCCUGGAAUCUAGCAAAUGACAGUCUGCGUACGACAUUGUGUGUGCGAUUCAAGAGUGAAGUUGUUGCUUGUGGUGUAGUUUACGCUGCUGCUCGGAGGUUUCGAGUUCCCCUUCCUGAGAAUCCGCCAUGGUGGAAGGCAUUUGAUGCUGAGAAAUCAGGGAUUGACCAAGUUUGUAGGGUGCUGGCUCAUCUGUACAGCCUUCCUAAAGCAAACUACAUACCAGUCUGUAAGGAUGGAGGAGAUUCUUCUUUUACUAACAAGUCAUGGAAUUCAAUCUCUCAAGAACCACUUCCAAAGGAAAAUAGCCCAUCAGCUAUUGACGAUAAAAGCAAGGAGAGGGAGAAGGAGAGAGACAUAGACAGAUACAGAAGCAUGAGGAUAGAGCAGCAAAAGAUUAGGGGGCAUUUGGAGAAAUCAAGACAUCACAGAGAUCGUGACUAUCACAAUUCCUCCUCUUCUUCACGGGAUGAGGAUCUCCAUAGACAUCAUUCCUACGUUUGA